Molecule: messenger RNA, 729 nt
Organism: Pipistrellus nathusii (Nathusius's pipistrelle)
Lineage: Eukaryota; Metazoa; Chordata; Mammalia; Chiroptera; Vespertilionidae
Source: the annotation of a GenBank genome assembly
AUGGCCGCCCCCUUGGUGAAGGCGCUGCUCGGGUGCUCGGACCUGACGCUGGGCGUGCGGAGCGCUGCCCUGCGGUUCCCAGGGUUGACCCCGGUGCGCUGGAGCCGCUACAGCGCAGAAUUCAGGGAUCCCUUGAUUGACAAGGAACACUAUCGCAAGCCCUUGGCAGAGCUGACGGAGGAGGAGAAGUUUGAUCGGGAGCUCAAGAAGACGCAGCCCAUCAAAGCUGCCCCGUCCUCGCACACAAGCUCCGUGUUUGAAGACCCCGUGAUCAGUAAAUUCAUCAACAUGAUGAUGAAAGGAGGAAACAAGGUCCUGGCGAGAUCCCUCAUGACACAGACCCUGGAAGCUGUGAAGAGGAAGCAGUUUGAGAAGUUCCAUGCUGCUGCUUCAGAGGAACAGGCAACCAUUGAACGCAACCCCUACACCAUCUUCCAUCAGGCCCUGAAGAACUGCGAGCCUGUGAUCGGGCUGGCACCCAUCCUCAAGGGGGGCCGCUUCUAUCAGGUGCCUGUGCCACUAAGCGACCGGCGCCGGCGCUUCCUGGCCAUGAAGUGGAUGAUCACCGAGUGCCGGGAGAAGAAGCACCGGCGGACGCUGAUGCCGGAGAAGCUGUCGAAGGAGCUGCUGGAGGCUUUUCACAACCAGGGCCCUGUGGUCAAGAGGAAGCACGACCUGCACAAGAUGGCUGAGGCCAACCGCGCCCUGGCCCACUACCGCUGGUGGUAG